GGACAGCGCCCUCCCCGGAGACGCUGCCCUUGCGGCGCCGCUGGCCGGAGCCUACUCCUCGGAGGAGACCCCGCUACCGCGGCGCCCCGGUGACUGCGAACCGCCGCAGCCUCCCCGAGGGCACGUCUAGAGCCGGCCCGGGGCGGGGCGCCCGCCGCCUUCCUUAGGGCUUGCCUGAGACCCGCCCGCGGCCGGGCCCAAGCGCCUCGGAGGAGGCUUGUCCCCGCUCGCUCGCCGUACCGCGCGGCCCCGCGGAGGGCAGGGCGCGCGGCCGACAUGGGCGAGACCAUGUCCCGGAGGCUUAAGUUGCAGUUGGGCGGGGACGCGGAUAUGGAAGAGCGGGCGUUCCCCAACCCCUUCCCGGACUACGAGAUCGCCGCCGCUGUGCCGGCCGAGGAGCCGCCACGUGCUCGCUCCCAGCUCACUCCCGACGAGCUCGGCCUCCCCUUCCACAGCGAUGGGAAGAUUAUUAAUAAUUUCACAAGGCGGAUCCAGACCAAAAUCAAAGACCUUCUACAGCAAAUGGAAGAAGGGCUGAAGACAGCGGAUCCACAUGAUUGCUCUGCGUAUACUGGUUGGACAGGCAUAGCCCUUUUGUACCUGCAGUUGUAUCGGGUCACAUGUGACCAGACCUAUCUGCUCAGAUCCCUGGAUUACGUAAAGAGAACACUUCGGAAUCUGAAUGGCCGGAGGGUCACUUUCCUCUGUGGAGAUGCUGGGCCCUUGGCCGUUGGAGCUGUGGUAUAUCAUAAACUCAGAAGUGAUUACGAGUCCCAGGAAUGCAUCACAAAACUUUUGCAGCUCCAGAGAGCCAUCGUCUGCCGAGAUUCAGACCUUCCCGACGAGCUGCUUCAGGGCCGGGCAGGCUAUCUGUACGCCUUACUCUACGUGAGCACGGAGAUGGGGCCGGGCGCCGUGUGUGGGUCAGCUGUCAAAGAGGUAGUCGACGCUAUUAUUGAAUCGGGCAAGGCUUUGUCAAGGGAAGAAAAGAAGGCUGAGCGCUGUCCCCUGUUGUAUCAGUGGCACAGGAAGCAGUAUGUUGGAGCCGCCCAUGGCAUGGCCGGAAUCUACUACAUGUUAAUGCAGCCAGCAGCAAAAGUGGACCAAGAAACCUUGACAGAAAUGGUGAAACCUAGUAUUGACUAUAUGCGCCACAAAAGAUUCCGAUCUGGGAAUUAUCCGUCAUCCCUAAGCAAUGAGACAGACCGACUGGUGCACUGGUGUCACGGGGCCCCCGGUGUCAUCCACAUGCUCAUGCAGGCGUACAAGGUGUUUAAGGAGGAGAAGUACUUGAAGGAGGCCAUGGAGUGCAGCGAUGUGAUUUGGCAGCGAGGUCUGCUGCGGAAGGGCUAUGGGAUCUGCCAUGGGACCGCUGGCAACGGCUACUCUUUCCUUUCCCUUUACCACCUCACGCGGGACAAGAAGUACCUCUACCGCGCUUGCAAGUUUGCAGAAUGGUGCCUAGAAUAUGGAACACAUGGUUGCCGCAUUCCUGACAGACCCUAUUCUCUCUUUGAAGGUAUGGCUGGCACUGUUCACUUCCUCUCCGACAUCCUGGCCCCAGAGGCAUCACGGUUUCCAGCAUUUGAACUCGGCUCUCCACAGAGGGAUACAAAGGUGCAAAAAGACGACUGAGAGAUCCAACUGGACCAGAAGCCACCGGGUUGCUUAAUGCCUGACACGGAACCAAGUGUGAAUCCUGAAAGAGGGAGAAAAAGGAGAAGCAGGCACCCUCCCAGACCCCCUGUGUCCGAGUGUGAUGACAGACCAUCCCGUCAGCGUUCUGUAACAGUGUCCCCUCACUGGUGUAAAAUAUGAAUUCCUCGUGUCCAGUUCUCUGUAGUGUGUGCAUGUCUCUUGGUGUUCGCUGUCUGUAGGUGUAGGUUCUAAACGGAAGCCCUUCUCUGUCCAUGAGCCCGAGCUGGCUGUGCAUGAGGGCACGCGGCAGCCUCUUCUCUGUACAUAAUAUUUAAAGUGGGGUGUUUUCUGUACUGACAAACAGGAAAUAGGCAGGUGGUGUCCGUCCUAUGUAACAGAAUAUUCUCCGCAGUGAUGUCCCAGUCGUAAGACUUUCCAGCAUUUUCUGUGGGUACCUUUCAGAUCAGCAUGAGAGAAAGACCACUCCAGAAAUGAAAAGAAAUAGAACAGGUAGAGGGGGUUUGCUGGAGUAGGGGGUGGUGAGCCUUUCCACCAGGUAGUCGAAUGCUCCCUCUUUGUGUUUUGUGCUCACCUCAGUGUUUUUAAGAAGCCAAAGGGGGUGCAUUGCAGCUCUGCUGGGGCUCCCAUUCUCAGGCUCUUCGUGUGAAGUUCCGGACCCUCCUCGCAAUCCAAGGCAGCCCGUGCCCUGGGGGGUGGACUCAUGACACCAGGGCCACUCGAGGGAACCGUGUUCGUGGCCACAUUGUAAAUCAUGUAGCAGCGACUGAGGGCUGGCAAGUCUAGAUUCAGUGUGUAUUAUUAAAGCAGGCUGCACCUCGGUUCUAUCAACGUUAUAACUUAGUGUUAUAAGUGCAGUGGAUACAAUUCCAGAUGCAUAAUAAGCAGAAAGAUAUUCAUCUCUUCCAUGUCCCUCCAAUUAAACUUACUCCCAAACUUGGUAAGUUAUCCAAGUACAAAUUGGAAUGAAUUUAGUCCUUAUUUUUGUCUACUGUUUGGUUGAUAAAAGUCUCACCUUUGAUGAAAUGUAUUAAGCAUAAAGUACUAGUCUGCAUUUAUGCAUAUGGAAAGCAGUCUUCUAACCAAGAAAAUUACGAUUCUGUCUGACAACUUUUAUUUUAAAACUGGGCAUUACUUUGGGUUAGCAUACUCUCAGUAAUUAUACCCUGUACAUCUGUUUCUAGGAGAGUUUUGCUGUCAUGGUGUGAGUGGUCUAGGACUGUACAGACUUCUCAUGAGCUAAGCCAGUUCAUAAAAGACUAGAUAGGUCUCUCUGAUGGUCUGGUCCUUAUCUACAAGGGAUUGUCAGAUGUUUAUCAGCCUCGUUUCCACUCCUUUCAUAAAGGUGAAAGAGUGUCCAUGUAGAAGACAGAUCCUUCACACGUGUGUGAUUCUGUGCAGUCCUCAGGGUCCCGCUGAGCCUUGGCGGUGGGGCUGACUCCCGAACACGUGCCCUUCGGUUUCUAAAUGAUGCCUCAUGAGUCUCCGUCACGACUGUUCAGGUUAGGCUGAUGACUUCCAUGGGUAUAAAUCCUCACGGUUGUGUUUUAACCGUCUUCCCGGGCCUGCUCAUGUGCGUCUCAGGCAGCCCGGUUCCCCGGGACCUGCAGGCGGGGACGUGAGUGAGCUGAGGGGCUGUUUGUCCGAAGAGCUCCCCUGGUGUCACAGCUCAACCCAGCUGCACUGCUGCCACCUCGGCCAAAGCUCAGGGCAGCCCCCGGGGCUUCGGCACAGAGUGUUACCCAAGCCGUCUCAUUUCUCAGGGGAGGCCAGUGGGGCUGCACAGGAUUCACCCCCCUCAGCAAGAGGGGGCAGCUCAUGGAGGCCCUGGUCCUGGCCACGUGUCUCCUGACCGGAAGCAGUGAGGGUGACCCUUCGUGACACCUGGGCAUCACGAUGCCUUGUACGUUUGGCUUGUUUCUGCCUCACACACUGAGGGAAGAUGGCGCGCUUGUGAGGUAAACGGAGGAGAUUGUAUUUGCAGGGUGUUUUUAGAAGCCAGCUGGAUUGACCCCUCCCGCUUACCCACCAGAUGUCAACAGAGACGCAGUCUGUGACUCCACAGUAACCCGCUUCCUGGGGCGCGACGCGGGCGGCUGCAUGGUGCCGGGUCCAGCUCUCAGUCCCCAGAGGCAGCGGGACAGAGGAGUCCCAGAGCUGGUUUAGUGGUUCUGAUGAGUGCGAUUUCGGAUCUCAGAGCAGCUCACGGCGAUUUCUUACAUUUCUGUAUCCAAGAUGUGUCUAAGUGUUUAAAAUAAUGUGUAUGCACAAUGCCAUUUUAAAAUAUGAAAGAGAAAACGAUGUCCACAGAAAGUGUGUGGGGUUCCCUGGUUCGGUACUUAGUAAAAACAUGGUUUUGUUGUGACACUUGCGGGGUCUUCGUCUCUUCUCACCACUGCCUUUGAGAGCGACGGUUGGAAGCCUCGGCCACCGUUCUGGAGAUGGCCUUCCUCACGGAAAAUGUGGCCGUUGCUCACGUUAUGGCGUGCUAGGUGCUUCACUAGAAUGACGGCUUUCUCUCUCUAUCCCAAGGGCCUCCGAGCCCUGGGCAGCACCAAGAGAAGCCUGUCUUGAGCCUGCCCGUGUGACAGGCCUUUACACUCACAGUCACCGUGAAUGGCCCCAGCACGGCUGGGGUCACAGCGUGCAUGGUGGUGGGCACUCUUCUCAUCACUGUCUUACACAUGAGAAAGCUGAUGGCCUUGCCCAGGGUCACAGCUGGAAUGAGGGACAGUCAGGCUUCCGACCCGACGGUUCUUGCCAGUGGCCAUACUUCUGACUUGUACUCAGUACCUCUUCUCCUACGUGCCCAACGUGGAAGGUGAGAAAUUGAAACCCCGGAGAGGCCCUGUCAUCUGUGCCCCUGUCCUCCUGGGUCCCUUGAACCAUUCCGUGCAAUUCCAUACUCUUAACUUCGUGAGGCAGUUCUCAACCGCUAUCACUUCAUUUGCUAAAUUCACAAGAGCAGGACCCAGGCGUGAGGCCCAGGUCCCCCAAACGUGUUUACAGACUGUCUUUACUCCUUCCCAGUCUCUUUGCUAAGCUUCAAGGGCCCCUUCCUCUCAGGUCUCUGUUUUUCCACAUCCUGUGUUCUGGAGGAGAGCCAGGUGUCCAUUCCAACCAGACGGUCACCCCCAGCGCCUGUCAGCCUUCUGUCAAACUGGCCGGUGACCCGGAAGGCCGUGCUGCGUCAUCGCUUCUCCUGAUCAGAGGAAGGCCGCAGGCUCCUCCACGGCCCCUGCUCCCUGGGGUUGGGUCGCUGGGUGACGGAGGCUAUGACGCGUCCAGUCGGCCUCACAACGCGCCCCUGCCCCCAUUUCCGUCUCCAGUUUGCUCAAGUGCUCCACCCAGCAUGCCAGGCCUUGUGCUCGGUGCUGAGAGGGACGGCGACAGCCACCCUCCUGCAGCUCGCCCGGCCCCGCGACGGACGCCUGCGGAAGGGCACAGCCCCGCUCAGGCUCAGGGCCGGCCCGCCUGUGUCAGGACCUCGGACAGCUCCUCCGCAGCGCGGGCGGGGCGGCGGGCCUCCGGGCGUGCACUUCUGCUAAUGGCAGGAGGGCACCGCGGCGAAGUGUGACCGGUUCAGCCUUGUGGCGCCGUGACCUCUGGCGUGAGGCUGCGGCUGGCCCCAGUCGUCAGGGAGCCUGUGGAGUGGGCAUCCAGCGCAGAGGCUGGAGCAGCCUGUGUGAAUUUGGAUCAGCUGUUUCCUACAGAGUCUCUCUCUGUAAUCAGGGCCUUAUUUGGACUAACCAACCUUAUUUGGUUAGUGGGAGAAUUAAAACGGAAUAACAAACGGAGAAAGCAUCUAGCAUGCGGAAGUGCUCUGUGAUGGGGGACUUGAAGGUGUGCAUGUAGUGCUUGUGUGUGAAGAAACGGGCUCACUCUCCUGAGUAAUGAAAUGAAAACCCAGGUCUGUCCAGCUCCAAGAUCCCAAGCCACGCCACCAUCGCGCACCACUGCUCUGCCUAGCAUCCCCGAGCUUUCGGCCAUCGUGGGCGUGGGCGUGUGUGUGCCCAGCCGCACCAGGGUCCUUCAAGGGGAAGAGUCUGCCAUAGGGGCAAGGAGGAACCAAGCCACAGUUUCAGGCUUACACAAAAUCUAGAAGUUCAGAGAGGCUGGGUUCUCCGUCCUCCAGCCUGUUCUUUGUUUAAUGCCCCUGGAGGUCUUCCCGCUUCUGUACCAGGUAGAUCCUUGUGGCUUUCAUAAGAUCAUCAUCAGAUGCAGUGCUGGUCACAUGUUAACAGGGACCUUACGCCCUCUUUAAAGUAUUGUUCAUGAGAGAAUAAAGCAUGUAGCAAGCAGCAUAAUCACAUACCCACCCACAAUCAUACAAAUGUCUCCCACGGUCCCAAGAACUGAGGAAGCCAGCUUUUCAACCAUUUCGUCAGAGAGGCCACAGGGAAGUUAUCCAGCGCUUUAUGCUUGGCUGCUGGGAACUAAAAGGGGGGUAAUGAACAGGACGGUGCUGCCUCCAGAGGCUCUCCGGUAGCAAGAAGGACCAUGCUCCCUGCAGCUGAACUGAAAGUCCUGAGAACUUGCCUGCCUGAAGGGUGUCAUUGUUCUGCCCUGACACUUGAAUCAGAGAUUGUUUAGAGAAUUCUGCACUGGAAGCCACUUUCCUCCUGAAAUUUCGAGGCAGCAUACUGACAUCUAGCUUCCAGUGUUACCUCCGAGAACCUCAGAGCCACAGUGAUUCUUGUUUCCUUGUGCUCAGAUGUUGUGUUUUGAUUGUGAGCACUUUGCAAAUUGUACAGUUUUUUCUCUGUCACGAUGAUGAGCCUAGUCCUGGUUUUUUUUUUUAACAUCUUUAUUGGAGUAUAUUGCUUUACAAUGGUGUGUUAGUUUCUGCUUUAUAACAAAGUGAAUCAGCUGUACGUAUACAUAUAUCCCCAUAUCUCCUCCCUCUCUCGUCUCCCUCCCACCCUCCCUAUCCCACCCCUCUAGGUGGUCACAAAGCACCGAGCUGAUCUCCCUGUGCUAUGCGGCUGCUUCCCACUAGCUAUCUAUUUUACAUUUGAUAGUGUAUAUAUGUCCAUGCCACUCUCUGGCUUCGUCCCAGCUUACCCUUCCCCCUCCCCGUGUCCUCAAGUCCAUUCUCUAUGUCUGCAUCUUUAUUCCUGUCCUGCCCCUAGGUUCUUCAGAACUUUUUGGUUUUUUCUUAGAUUCCAUAUAUAUAUGUUAGUAUACGGUAUUUGUUUUUCUCUUUCUGACUUACUUCACUCUGUAUGACAGGCUCUAGGUCCAUCCACCUCACCACCAAUAACUCAAUUUCGUUUCUUUUUAUGGCUGAGUAAGAUUCCACUGUAUAUAUGUGCCACAUCUUCUUUAUCCAUUCAUCUGUCGACGUAGUCCUGGGUCCUUGGUAGGCCCUUCCAAUCUGGGAACUUGUGUGUUUCAAUUGUAGGAAAUUUUCUUGAAUUAUUUCUUAAUGUUUUUUUCCCUUCCACCUUUUUGCUUUCCUUUCCAAGAGAUUUCAACUUUAUUUUCGAAUCCUUCCAUUGUGUGUUUAGUUCCAGGAGUUUUUCUUGUUCUCAGGGUCUCUUUUGUGUAUAUCCUCUUCUUGUUGCAAUAUUUUAUCUCUUUGAGGAUGUUAAUUUAUUCAACACAUAGUCAUGAAGGGCUUAUUCAAUGCCACACAUUAUUCUGGGCACUUGGAAUCCAUCAGUGAUCAAAACAGUCAAAAAGUUUUAUCUUGUAGAGUUUGUGUAGCAGCGAGAGACAAGCAAUAAGGCUAAAUAGACAAAUGUUCUCCUAUGUUAUAAGGUAAUAAAUAAUAUGGAAAAAAGAUAGAAUAAAACAAAAUAAGAGGGACUGAUGGUGGAGAGAACACAAAUUACUGUUUUAAACAGGAUGGUCAGAGUAAGACUAGAGACGGUGACAUUUGAGCCAAGACUUGAAGAAAUUGAAGGAGUUGGCCAGAUGAGUAUCUGUGGAAAGAGCACCUGACAAAGGCCGUGCCCUGUUCAAGAGUGGAGUGAAUGACCACACGGGGGAGGGGGCGGGGAGGAAGGAAGGCCCGGGCCUGGAAGGCCAUUCGGAGGAGUUUGGCUUUUGCUCUGGGUGAAGUACAGAGCCACUGGAGGGUUUGAGCAAAGGAAGGACGUUAUCUGAUUUAUGCGUCGAAGGGGACAUCCUGAGAGAAUGCCUGGUGGACGUAGGGAAACCAGAAGGCUGGUCCAGGAGAGAAAUGAUGUGGGCUUGGCGAGAAUGGUCGGCCUCUUGCUGUGUCCUAGAGCCAGUAGGAUUCCUGACGGCCAGUGCAGAGCACGAGAGAGCAGAGUUAGCCUUGGAAGGGGCGUCGCCAGCAGCUGAGAUGUGGAAGAGGCCACUCGGGGCUCAGGGCAUGUGGAGUCUGAGGUGACCGGGACGGCUGGAGUUUGGAGAGAAAUCUGGGAGGGAACUGACACUUUGGAGUCAUUUGCAUGUUGAUUAUUUACAGCUAUGAGCUGAGAGAGCUCACCCAGAAAGUGAGGGGAAAGGGAAUAGGGAAGGAAGGAGCUAAGGCAGAGCCUUGGCCACGUAACACCAAGAAUCGGGAGGAGUUUGCUCCAGCAAAGGAGGAUGAGAAGAAGACCUCUACCUCAUUGGGUAGAGGUCUGUUUUCCUGGAGGCCAGUGAGGAAAUUUUACGUGUGCAGAGGAGUGACCAGCUGUUUCAGCCGAUCCUGAUAAGUGAGAGAAAUGCUAGGAGUUGGCCAUUGCAUCCAGCAGCCUGGAGGUCCUUGGUGAAUUGGUGAGCAGAACAGACAACGCUAAAAGGAGUUUGGUUGCAAAAGAGAGGAAAGAAAUGGGGCCAUAGUUGGUAAGAGAAAUAAGAUCAAGAAAAAACUUUUUUUUUUUUUUAAAUAGCAUGUUUGUAAACCAAUGUGAUCCAAUGGGAGCUUUUAAAAAACAUGAUGUAGGGACUUCCCUGGUGGCUCAGUGGUUAAGAAUCUGCCAGCCAAUGCAGGGGACACAGGUUCAAUCCCUGGUCCGGGAAGAUCCCACAUGCUGCAGUGCAACUAAGCCCGUGUGCCACAACUACUUAGCCUGCACUCUACAGCCCGUGAGCCACAACUACUGAGCCCGCAUGCUGCAACCACUGAAACCUCUGUGCUCUAGGGCCUGUGCUCUGCAACAAGAGAGGCCACCGCAAUGAGAAGCCCGCGCCCUGCAACAAUGAGCAGCCCCCGCUCGCUGCAAUCAGAGAAAAGCCCGCACGCAGCAAUGAAGACCCAACGCAGCCAAAAAUAAAUUACUAUUAUAAUAAUGUGCUGCAUAAUCACAAUACCAGUGUCACACCUGAGAAAACUAACAAUGAUUCUGUAAUAUUACGCUGCAUCCAGGCCAUGUCCGGUGCCCCGACCGAGUCAGGAGUGCUUUAAGUCUGUAUUGUUGUUUUCCGUCGGGAUCCAAUCUAGGUUCCUGCUUUAUAUUUUGUUAAUCUUUUCAUAACCUAGGACACUCGCCUGCUUUUUUGUUUUGUUUUUAACGACAUCAACUUUCUGAAGACACCAGGACUGUUGUCUCAUAAAUCUCCCCCGUGAGUUUGUCUGAUUCUUUCCCCACGGAAACUGGUCCUGCCGUCUCCCACUUCCUGCAACUCGGAGGUUCAGUUUGGACUCUGGAGCUACACUGUCCAAUAUGGUAACCACUAGCCACCGGUGAGUAUCUGAAUGUAAAUUAGUUUCAUGAAGAUUAAGUUAAAUUUUAAAAUCCAGUUCCUGCAUCUCCCUAGCCUCAUUUCUUUUUUUUUUUUUUAACAUCUUUGUUGGACUAUAAUUGCUUUACAAUGUUGUGUUAGUUUUCUGCUGUAUAACAAGGUGAAUCAACUAUAUGUAUCCUAGCCUCAUUUCAACUGCCCAAUAUCCACAUUUAGCCCGUGGCUACUGUACUGGGCAGUGCAAGUAUUUCCAUCAUCAUAAAAAUUUCUGUCGGAUAACGCUGCUCCAGAUGUGGUUAUAUCCUGGUUGGACAUUUUUGGCAAGACUUUCUUAGGUGGUAUUUUGUACUCAGUACUGCAUCACAUGCAGAGGCCUGGUUAGGAGUCCCAGGGUGUCCUGAGGGACUUGUAAACUGCACUAGGAAUAUCACACGCCCGCCACAUCCUUCUCUGGUCGUCGGUCGGGAUGCUACAUCCUGUGAUGGAAAGAUUUCUAGGGAAAAGAAAAUAAAAUCAAAGAAUAUUAGAGCUGAGAGGGAAGUUUGAUUAUUUUAUAAGCAGCUGAGGAAACUGAGGCCCAUAGAGGUUCAAGACUUGCCCAAGGUCACUGAUACUAGUUGGAAGCAGAGAAUCACCUUCGACAAGCAUCUUCGUACUCCUGGCCAUGCAUAUAUCAGAGUCGAAAAUACCCUGUGGCAACUGAGAUCACACUACUAAAAAUAAUCAUAAAAUAUUUAUCAGUGUCAGGUACUGUAUUUAGUCCUUAAAAAAAUUACUUCACAUGAUUCUCACAACCACCCCACAAGGAAGGUUACUACAGAAAAUCUCUGAUUAACAGGAAUUUAUUUUUUCAGGUAAUAAGAAACCUAGAAUUGGUUCAACCCUAUGAAAGCUGGUAUCUCUGUGAUCAUCUUGGCCUUUCCGUCAUGGUCACAAGGUAGCUGCUGCAGCUCCAGAUAUCACAUCAGUGUUGAAAGCAGGGUGAACCUGCAUGUGGCAGUGCCAGCAACUCCAGUCUCAUUUAUGACAAAAGUGAAAUCUUUCCCAGAGGCCCAGAGGAGACUUCUGUAGUAUCUAUCAUUGGCCAAGACUGUGCCCGUUGCAAAGAAAAUGUGUGGCUCUUCUGGCUUCUACAGAAGAAACAGGGAAGGGAAUGGGGGUUGGAUUAAACCAAACAACAUGGAGGUGUUCCUGUCCUCACGGUUCAGUUGAGGAAGCUGAUGCUCAGAGUGCAGAAUCCCUCACCGGGGGCUAACCAGUGAGUUUCAGCGGCAGAGAUGCUUUGACUCCAGAGCCCAUGAUGAGUACAGUGUGCUCACUGAAGAAUGAAAAUGAGGACUCAGGUUGCCAGGUCUGGGCUGGUUCAAACACUUCAAGAGGUAGGAUGUGUGUGUCCUCAAAGAACAGGGGAGAGGCUGCCCCAGACCGUGACUCUGCCACCCGAAUAAUAAACUGAGGAAGGACAUUCAGGAGAAGAGUGCCAGAGGUAUUUGGGGGUGGACGGCUUAGAGAAGUUUUCCUUACUCCACUCGUAAUAUAUAUUUAAAGCUACAUUUCAUGUAUCUAUAUACUUAAUGCUAUAUAUAUUCAGUGCUACGUUUCUAUAUCAUAAAUAUUUCAUAAAUAUAGUUAUUUAAUAUAUGCUAUAUUUCAUGUCUUCUCCCCAACCUUCUCUUUUCCAUGAGAGCUUAGUCUUGCCAGCCUUGGUCUUGCCAACCACACACCUUUCGAGAAGGUGCUUCUCACAGUUGGUAAGAGAUUCAUGUAGUAAAUGAUACAAAUUGAACAAAAAUGGGGCUUCCGGCCCCUCCUCAAGUCGGUAGCUAUGCAUGGACCGUGGCUCAUACGCAGUGCCUGCCAAGCCUGGUGGGACACGUCAGUACAAUCUUCCUAAUGGGAAUAUUUGCCGAAAGCCGGAAGAAAGGUACAGAUGCUUCGAGCCAGCAAUUUAAGUCUAAGGUUUUUUUUUUGUUGUUUUUUUUUUGUGGUACGCGGGCCUCUCACUGUUGUGGCCUCUCCCUUUGCGGAGCACAGGCUCCGGACGCGCAGGCUCAGCCGCUCCGUGGCAUAUGGGAUCUUCCCAGACCGGGGCACGAACCCGUGUCCCCUGCAUCGGCAGGCGGACUCUCAACCACUGCACCACCAGGGAAACCCAAGUCUAAGGUUUUAUUCUGAGGAAAUAAAUGUGGAUGAACCUUUAAAAUGGUCACAAGCUCGCUCAGCACAGCAUUGUCCAUAAUAGGGAAAAAUUAGCAACAAUUUUUGCAAAAAAAGCAAGUUGGAGAAAUACAUUAAUACCGAAAAGUGAAACAAAACAUAUAUGUGGUAAAAUUAGGAAGAAAAGCAGGGGGUGGUAAACGUAAAGUGCAGGCGGUGGUAGGCGGCGCAGUGGAGCAGCUGCGCGGGGCGCCUCCGUCCUGUGUCCUGAGUGGCUUGCGUGUUCACGUGAGUACAUCUGCUCUGCAGCAUCCGCGGUUAUGCCAGCAAACUGAGAGGCGUCCCAAGAAAGCCUGGUUUUCCACGGCAGCCACCGUCCUGGGGGUUUGUAGGCGAUCUCGGCCCGCACAGUCAUCCGGGACUAGGCGUCCACGGCCCGGGGGGUCCGGGCUGGCGCGGGAGGGAGCGCCUCGGGGCCCGGCGGGAGUUCAGGGCGACUCGGGUCCCCUGCGUCCUCACCCACCACCGGCCCGGCCCCUCGCCGCUCGCUCCCGAGCAUCCGGCCGGCAUCCACCAUACGCCUUAGGCAAAAGUUACGCUCAUUAUUCUGGGUGUGUAGAAUACUUUGCUGUUUAAAAAUGAAAAACAAAAUGGAGCGACCCCAAAAUUAGAUCGGAGUGUGUGGGUUAAAUCACCUGCGGCGCAGCCGUGUGGUGGGGCGCUGUUUAAUCGUUGCAGGGAAGAAGCAGGAGACUAUUUAAAUGCCAGGAAAAAUGCUAGCGGAAAGCGGGCUGCGAAGGAUCCCGCGGUGCACCUGUGUCGUCAGAACGAGGGACCUAGAAAGCGACGGAAACACGCCCAGCUGCAGUCUCGGGAUGCUGGGGUCGCAGGUGUGACUGACAUACAGAAAGGUGAACAUAUGUAACGUCUACAACUUGAUGAGUUUCGAAAUACAUAUACACCGUGAAGCCGUCACCACAGUAUAUGCCAUAAACCUGUCCAUCACCUCCAAGCAUUUCCUGCUGCCCUCUGAAUUUGUGAUGACACAACAUAAGACCUCCACUCAGCAAAGGCCAUAUUCCGUGGCAGAGAACAUGCUUACAGAGAACAUGUAAACUGAAAGGAGGAGAGACAAGGACAGAGGGCUUGGCUGACCUGGAGUGGGGUUCGGGGGCUGCCUGGUGUAGGACACGUUGAACGCCGGCUCCUCGAUCAGCGGCGGGGGGUACAUGCGCCUCCGGAUGAAGAAGCCGGCUCCACAGCAGAAGAGCACGCCCAUCAUCAGGAGGAACC
Molecule: messenger RNA, 12747 nt
Organism: Globicephala melas (long-finned pilot whale)
Lineage: Eukaryota; Metazoa; Chordata; Mammalia; Artiodactyla; Delphinidae
Gene: LANCL2
Product: LanC like glutathione S-transferase 2
Biological process (GO): carbohydrate metabolic process; peptide modification
Cellular component (GO): plasma membrane
Source: RefSeq, a predicted model, not a curated record